AUGUCAAAAGAUAAAUACCAGAAGCAUGGAGAUGCUAUAUUUGCUAAACUAGAAAAAGUGAAUUCGGAGUUGUUGUCUCUAACAUAUGGGGCGUUAGUGAGUCAACUACUAAAAGACUUGGAACUAGUAGAUGAAGUUAAUGAGCAACUAGAGAAAAUGGGUUACAAUAUAGGAAUAAGGUUAGUUGAAGAAUUUCUUGCCAAGUCGGACAUCUCGUUUUGCGAAGAUUUCGAAGAGACUGUGGAGGUUAUAGCAAAGGUGGCCUUUAAAAUGUUCUUGGGAAUAAGCGGGACUGUUACAUGCAUAAAUAAGGAGACGAAUAUUUAUUCCAUAAUUUUUGAUAGUAACCCCUUAAGUGACUUUGUCGAAUUGCCUAAGUCACUUUCCUCCUUAAACUACUGCAGCUUAUUAUGUGGAGUUAUAAGGGGCGCAUUAGAGCAGGUGAAUACUACUGCUAUCAGAAUCAAAGUGCGAUGUUACUUUGUUAAGGAUAUGCUAAAAGGAGAUGACUACUAUGAAAUUUACAUCGAACUGCAAGAGGUUAUGAAAGAAGAAAUUUUAAAUGAUGAGGAAUCGUAA
Plasmodium malariae is the source of this 579-nucleotide messenger RNA. Its product is annotated as trafficking protein particle complex subunit 3, putative. The record is from RefSeq and is a predicted model, not a curated record. Bases 1 to 579 code for a protein of 192 amino acids. NCBI's taxonomy places the organism in Eukaryota, Apicomplexa, Aconoidasida, Haemosporida, Plasmodiidae. Gene Ontology annotation, cellular component: cis-Golgi network membrane; cytosol; TRAPP complex. The transcript has 6 exons. Gene Ontology annotation, biological process: intra-Golgi vesicle-mediated transport; endoplasmic reticulum to Golgi vesicle-mediated transport.